Molecule: messenger RNA, 558 nt
Organism: Penicillium brevicompactum
Lineage: Eukaryota; Fungi; Ascomycota; Eurotiomycetes; Eurotiales; Aspergillaceae
Exons: 1
Coding region: 1-558 (185 amino acids)
Source: RefSeq, a predicted model, not a curated record
AUGCGCAAAUCCAUCGAAUACCACCAAACUCCAGAUCUCGAUCACUCUCUGAAUCAAAGCCUGAGUUUGACAUUCCUUGAGGACCGGCCCAACUUUGAAACCGCAUCAAAGGAUCAGCUUCGCGCGCACUUUCAGGAAUGGGCUCAGCGUGCGUACUAUGCUGAAAACUCGCGUCCGUUUGAACAAUUUGACCCCGAACUGGCGACCGCACCCAGAUACCGGUACUUUAUCCAGAUUGACGAGGAUUCUCUGGAGAGCCUUCUUCGUGACACCGAAAGUGGUCUACGGAGUAAUGGCUAUGUGAAUUUUGUGGAUGGCUGGUGGAAGUCAUUGAGGGAGCAGUAUGCAAAGAGCCAAGAUCCAGACCUCAAAGAAGAGAUUGAUGAGCAACUCGCACACGGUUAUCAGUCAAUCGAGGGCUGCGUGGAGGAAAAUACCGGCUGGACGAUGCUACACAGACUUGAUAUGAGUGUCAGUUUCUACCACUACACAAGUGGCUUUGUAGAGGACGUGUGGCCUCUUUAUUACCAGCGUCCGCCUGACAUUGCUCUCUGGUAA